Molecule: messenger RNA, 1145 nt
Organism: Amyelois transitella
Lineage: Eukaryota; Metazoa; Arthropoda; Insecta; Lepidoptera; Pyralidae
Gene: mRpL45
Product: large ribosomal subunit protein mL45
Exons: 4
Coding region: 165-1106 (313 amino acids)
Cellular component (GO): mitochondrion
Source: RefSeq, a predicted model, not a curated record
UGACUUGACAUAAUGGUUUCAGAGGUUAGGUCGUAUUUUUACUAAAACUGAUAAUUUGAGAUUUACCUAAUUAAUUACUAAGUAGAUAUUGAGAAUUAUUUAAUUCUGGAAACGUUUGAAGCAAAUGAUUGAAUCUUUGCGUCAAAAAUAGUGAAGACGUCAUCAUGGCUAAUACUUUACUAACGAAGUUCAGCGCUAUGCGAUUGGUUCCAACUGUAAUCGGCAAGCAAUCAGUACGGACAACAACAUCCAAGCAUUGGAACCCUAAAUUCAAAAAAUUGAGAGCUCAGAAGUAUAUGAAGAUUAAUUUACCAAACAUGAAUGAAGACUUCAGUUCCUUAUCUAAAGAAAGGCUUAGGCAGAAAAUGAAGGAACGCGGAGUGAUGCCCCCACGGCCGUGGAUGGAUCGACCAUUCUAUAUAUCAGCAACAGGUGGUGUGUUUGAGGCCUAUGUACCUCCAGAAGGGGAUGGCAAAGCCUCCAUUGUCUCUCCAACUCGAGCCAAGCAAGCUGCAGAGCUUCUACAAAAGAAAUCUAAGUCAAUGAUGGCAAUCCGUAAAAUCAAAUCGUUUGAUGAGGACUUUGACUCCACAGAGUUUGCGCGUUUGGCUCAGGACAUUUAUGUUAAAGCUCAUGAAAGUUUGGUGAAUGACGAUAAGCUUACGUUGAGGCAAUGUGUGACGGAGAAGGCGUAUCCAGAGUUCAGACAUAAUGCCCACAUGAAGACAAUUCGCUGGAAGUUUCUGGAGUCCCUGGAGCCUCCGAGGGUUGUACAUGCGAGGUGCACUGAUAUUGUGACAAAGGAUAAUAUUUUUGGACAGGUAACUGUCAGAUUCCACACGCGCCAACAAUUGUCAGUCUAUGAUCGCUUCGGCCGCCUCAUUCACGGCAGUGAUAUUUUAGCCAAGGAUGUUUUAGAAUACAUAGUGUUUGAGAAACACCUCUCAAAUCUAUACGGCACUUGGCGUAUCCACGAGAAGAUCAUACCUGACUGGACGCCACCUAAGGAACCCUCUAAGUUAACAAGGGUUGCGCCUGCGCCGGUUGUAGAGUCGAAGGAAAUAGUUGAGGCAAACGUGGAUCAAAAGACAGCUGUAGCGGAAUGAAUGUAAUAUAUUUAAUGUAAUAUAAUAGUUUAUAGUGUU